AUGUCUAAGUUUGGCUUAAAGACCUCUCUUAAACUUAUCCCUACAAUAAAGACACAAAGAUUUGAUGAGACUGUAGAAAGCUCAUUAUGUACAGAAGUAGAAAACAGUUUUUUAGAAGAAACAAGUUUUAACAGCGACAUUGAUAUGGAAAUACGUGCAGAAAUAGAGGCGAAGUUUAGGAAAUCGACUACAAAUACAAAUUAUGUAUUCCCAAGAGAUACCAGCUUGGCAUCAUCAAAAAAGGAUUUAAAGAAGCAUCUUUUUAAACCUUCGACAAGGCCAAAAAGUGUUUUGAGAUCUAUGAGCAGAUUAACAGUGGAAAAACCUUUGAAGUCCAUGUCAAAGACAAACCUAUCUAGCGAGGUUUCCACGAACAGGUCAACUAUUCAUAGCAUUAGCCUUCAAAAAUUGUAAAUUUCAUACAGAAAAAAGAAGCAAGAAAUUACUGAAACCAAAAAGCCAUCAAAAUCGCCGCUGAAGCUAAAAUAUAUGCCAAACCCAAAGCAAAACACAAAUAUUUCUCAUAGCAGAACCCGAAGCGAUGCAAUAAGAACCAAAACCCCCAUAUACUCUGUACAUAGAGAACUUUCGCCUGAAAAAUCAAUCCAAUUGCUGAAAAACAAAAUUUAUGGAAUGAAAAAACUCCCAGACAACCCUUACAAUUUUCCCAUAAAGAUACCUCAUCAGACUCCUCUUAGAGACUUAAGACAUAAAUACACGCUAUCCAUGGGAAGUAUCAUUCCAGGGAGUACCGGGCGCAGCUAUAUCAAUUAG
Molecule: messenger RNA, 774 nt
Organism: Blepharisma stoltei
Lineage: Eukaryota; Ciliophora; Heterotrichea; Heterotrichida; Blepharismidae
Source: the annotation of a GenBank genome assembly